UAUGCAAAGAAUUAUGUUUUUAAGGUCUUAUACCUUAACGGUCAAAUAUCAGUUUGGUCUUUUACAGUUUAUACGCUUAACCACCGAAUGUUGUGAAAUAGCAGUAAAAACCUAACAGAAUGUUAGAGGAAGAGAUUAAUACAUAAACAAAGCAGUGCUGUAAAUCUGCAGAUUAGCUGAUCAAGUGACCACCACUACUUGAAAGGGUUUUCAAAUUCCACGCACUUUUCUUUUGCCAUAUUACUACGCGCACACACAAAAAAAUGAGCCUUCUGGAACCUUCCGACAGUCAGAACAUGAACAGAAAGAAAACGGAGAGCCCAUAGCCCUAACCUACAGCUGUGCUAUGACCGUAACCUACACAAGCCGCGUGGCUAAUGCCCGUCUGUGCGGCUUUUCCAAAUUGCUGCUACAAUGGAAGGGGAGCAUAUACAAACUACUGUACAAAGAGUUCCUUAUCUUUAUGCUGCUUUAUCUCACUCUCAGCUGCAUCUACAGGUUUAUGCUGGAAGAAAGCCAAAAACGUUUCUUCGAGAAAAUGGCCAUCAACUGUAACAAUUAUGCUGACCUAAUCCCAAUGUCAUUUGUGCUCGGUUUCUACGUGAGUCUGGUUGUGUCUCGCUGGUGGAACCAGUACCAGAGCAUGCCAUGGUUGGACCGCCUAAUGUGCACUGUUUCCUGUCAUGUCCAAGGCACGGAUGAGUACGGCAGAAUACUGCGGAGAACAUUGAUGCGCUAUGCCAACCUGGCCUCCAUCCUCACCUUCCGCUCAGUCAGCACUGCUGUCUACAAACGCUUUCCAACCAUGAGGCACAUGAUGGAAGCAGGUUUUAUGACUCCAGAUGAGCACAAGAAGUUUGAGAGCCUGAAUUCUCCUCACAAUAAAUUCUGGGUUCCCUGUGUGUGGUUCGUCAACCUUGCGGUGAAAGCAAGGCAGGAAGACCGAAUCAGUGACUAUGUGUCUCUGGCCCAUAUCUUCAGAGAGGUGAAUAACUUGCGCAGCCAGUGUGAGAAGCUGUACAGUUACGACUGGAUCAGUGUCCCACUUGUUUACACACAGGUUGUGACUAUUGCUGUUUACAGCUUCUUUCUGGCCUGCCUAAUUGGUCGGCAGUUUCUCGAUCCAAGUCAGGGUUAUGCAGGCCAUGAGCUUGACCUCUACAUCCCCGUCUUCACCUUGUUGCAGUUUUUCUUCUAUGCUGGUUGGCUUAAGGUGGCUGAGCAACUGAUUAACCCUUUUGGUGAGGACGAUGAUGACUUUGAGGCGAAUUGGCUCAUUGACAGAAAUUUCCAGGUUUCCCUCCUGGCCGUGGAUGAAAUGCAUCAGAACUUACCUGCUCUUGAGAAGGAUAAAUAUUGGAAUGACAAUAAUCCAAAGCCUCCAUACACAGCAGCAACCACAGAACACCGGAAAACCUCCUUCCUGGGCUCCACUUUUGAUAUCAGCAUGCUUAAAGAGGAAAUGGAGUUCCAGCCCCUGGAACAGAUCAAUGAGAAUGAAGAAGUAAACCAUGCCACUCCACUUCUGAGUAACUUAGGCCGACUCCUCGGAAUUCCAUCAACAAACUUGCAAAACAUUUCCAGAUCCACUCCUCGAAUUAAUCUAAUGAGGAAGAGGAAUGGUGCUUUGUCGCAGGCGGCUAUGUACAGCUUCUUGAGCUCAGAGUCAACCCCCAAUGGUUUCCAUAAGCCAGGAUGUCUCCCUCCAAAUAGACCCUUUGCAAGAAUCCACCGAGCCUCCUCAUCCUCGCAUUCACCUUUAGGGUCCACUCAAGGUUGUGCUGCCUUGGAUAGUGAGUCAAGGGAUUUUGACAGCUUCAUCUCUUCUUCACUUUAUGACAGACCUGGCUACUAUAGUGCCCCUCAAACACCCAUCCAAUCCAUUCCCAUGACAUUUCCUCUCAAAAGGAUCCCUUUAAUGAAGCCCUCUAUGCUGACCAAUAUCUCUGUCUCCUCUGCUGGAAAUCAAGGCAGUAAUGGCAAUGAGUCAGCCUCCAAACCCAGUGAGCUGGACAUAGGAAACAGUAUUCUUGCCAAUAAAGGAGCCUCCCUGAAUGAAACAUCGACAGAGGUAACAACAAUGGAAAAUAGUCAAAUUGCAUCUGAAGAUGAAGCUGUUACAAAUAGCCACUCUAAAAACUGUAAAGAGACUCUUAUACCAACAACCAACAGCAUGAAUCCUAACAGCAGUAAUAACCUCCUACUGGUUCCUGAAAGUCUAUCCUGUCUCCUGACAGACAGUUCUUCAAACACUGAUAAGCCAAUCGAAUUGAAACAAAAGCUCAAUACAACCAUUGGUUUCCGAGCACGCAAGCAUCCUAGACUGACUCUUGAGUCCUUUGGACAUGCAAACAGUCCAGACCCUCCAAAUCCUUCACUCAACACACCAGGCUGUGGCUCAACAAUGUCCACCUUUUCCUUCACACCAGUGUCUUCCCCAAUGCUGGGGAGGUCAAGGAUACUAAGUCACAGUGGAACAAUCUCUGGUACUGAUUAUAAGGCAGGAAGCACACCUUCCCCAGGAUUUUCUGAAAUGGGCACGUCCUCCAAGUACCUCAAUAUAACCACUCAGUCCAUGACCACUGCUGAUUGCACAACUGAUACCAAUAUGAAGGCACAUCUGAAAUAUGACAGUGUGCCUCCAAAUGAUUCGAGAUUCUCACUCAACGAUGGGGACCUAGUCAACCUGAUGGAUAUCAUAAUUGAAACAGCAGAAAACAUUCCAGAGAAUGGGAAAAUGGAUAAGCACACAGAAGCAAAUGACUGAGAUGAAACAUUAAAGACUCCAUGUAUCAUUUUGCUUUGUUGAGCCUAUAUAGCUUUAUUUAAACCAUAUCUCGAACAUAGCAAAUUUUAAAUGCAGCUCCAAUGUGGCAUAUAGUGAAGCAAGCAUACACAACACAACGUAAUUGCUACAUGAUUUCUCACUGCAGAGGCUUUAAGAAGCAGCUCUGGUGGAAUGAAAGAAGACACAAGCUUAUAGACUGGCUUUUCAUCUUUGAGCAUAUCAGCCUGCCAGCUGCAAGGUUCCUUUGUAAAUUAGGUCUGAGCAACCUCAAACUAGAUCCGAAUUAUCAAGCUCACAAAAGCACCAAAUUGCCCCUAAAUUGGCAGCUGUAAGCCAUUGGAUGACUUGUGUAGGAAAUGGAAAUUGUCACACUGGUGCAGUACAAGUGUUAUUUUGGUUUGAGAUUACUUUUCCUUUAAAAGGAAAAUAUAGGGAAGGAUUUACACCUCAGUUGUGUCUAUAGUGGGGAGUAUUUGAUCCUUACGCUCAUUGCCAAAAUAACAAGUAUUCUGUUCCCCAAUACUAACAUUAUUCACAAUGAGAAGCAUAAACUUCACCAUUCAUGUCUCAUUUCCUUAAAAGAUUAUCACCCUCCAAAGCUAAGCUUCAGACAGUCACUGGAUCCACAGUUAAAAACAGCAACUUAAGAAUUUAUUGGCUAGAUUUUGUUGGUGGUGACAUAACAGUGUCCAAUGGUGACCUGAAAGAACGUUGUCCACAAAGAUUUACUGCUUUCUGUGGUCUGAAUUAUUCCUUUCCCAAUGCUAAUUUGGACCUAGUGCCUAGUCAAGAAGAUUUCUGUCCAGUAACUGUGAUGUCAUUAUGCAGGGUAAGCCACCAAUUUCACUGAAGUAAUCUUACAGACAGAAAGCAAGAAAAUAUCUUCACUUUGGAUUGUAAAGUUCACUGUGGGUGUUGACUACACCAAGAUGCCGUCAAAGAUGGCAACUGGCCAUGUGUGCACAUAGAGAUGGUGCUGAUCACAACACAUUGCAAAAUUGGAGUCUCCUGGCCACUGUCUCCUUGCUGCUGGCUUACCUUGUUGUAAACUAAAUCCCCCCAACUCCCCUGCUACUUUUGCUAUAAUUCAUCAUUCAAAUAAAUACAUGGAGUGAAAAUAUAAAUUACGUUAUCAUAAACUUUUAGAAAAGAUUAUUUUAAUUUUUUUAUCACAUUGGAGAAAUCUGACAUUCAACAAGUGAAAUUAUUCUUUCAGGACCAGUGAGAAUAGCCAGCCGUAAUUACAUAUUUCUAAAAAUCCUCUUCUAACCAGUCUGUUCAGAGAUGUUAUGACACACUUCUGGGACUUGAAUCCAAACUUGCUAACUCAGAGAUAGACACUGUCACUGCACCACAAGAGUCCCCUAAUUCCAAACUUUAAGAUAUUAAAAACCUAACUAUACCAAUUCAAUGAUAUGUGACAAUUUCAAGUGCUUUUACUACGGGACUAAGAGCCUAAGAGUGGAAGCUCACCUUAGGGUUAGAGAUUGCUAAUUGAUUGCAUUCUUGAGUGCAUCAGUACGUUUGCUAUAAUUUCUCUCCAAUUGGGGGGAAAGACACAAUGAAAGAUUAAAGGUGAAGAUGAUGUUAUCAUCCACUGCUUGUGAACCAAUAAGGUGAUCCAAUGGAAGCAAAUUCCCUUUCUGUCACUGAGGUUUCCAGUGGUGAAAGUCCUUCCCAUCAACAGCUGCAGCCAAUCAGAGGUCAGCGCCACUUCCUAGUGACAUAGCACCCAGCUGAGACCCAGGGUCACAGAGAGACCAUAGGUAAUAUGUAAUGAAGGCAAAAUGAUGGCCAUGUUAGGGGAUGUGGGGAUUAGAGGCAAGAGCAGAUGGGUGGCUUUCAGUGACUGCUGCUCAAUGCCAGAUCCCUUAAUCAGGUAGAGAAUGGCCUGAUAGCAAGCACCCCUCCCUUUCAUGGAAGGCCAAUAAUAAACCUGACAGGUUUUGCUAAGUGGGUUUUAGAGGGCCAGGAGACCAGCACAAUCUCCACAACACCUUACGGAUAAUGGAUGCCAUUUGACUCAUGUCUGAGCUUAAUUGACAUCCUGCCCACACCAGCCCCAUACUUAUCCCACUUAAUUAGAUAUUCAUGUGGGGCCUCUUCCAUCAUGAUGGUGUCAGCCUGACAACAGUUUCUGCCGCAUAAAAUUCAACCCACAAUGAGGUGUUGGAAAUGGGGGCAGGAAGGUAUUGAAUGACUGGCAAUGGAAGCAGAAACCUGCUGAAACGUGGGAAAUGGAUGUGGAAACAAACUAAAAUACACGGAAUCAGAGUAAUUUAUUGAAUAGAAGAACCUUGGACCACUAAGCUUUUGCUUGCAAAUCUCUCCCAUGAAAUCCUUUAAAUUGAAUGUGGAUCAAAUGGGCUGAAAUUCAUACGGUUGGCUUUUUGAAUGUGCUAUAAUUUUAUAUUCAAACAGCAACAGAAUUUUUUAUUAUUACUUAAUGUUGUUUCAAUUUCUUAAUUGUAAACUGUUUCUACCAGAGCUUAGAGACUAGUUGGCUUUUUGAAUGUGCUAUAGUUUUAUAUUCAGUAAGCAACAGAAUUUUUUAUUAUGACAUAAUGUUGUUUAAAUGUCUUAAUUGUAAAUGGUUUCUUCCAGAGCUUAGGGACUAGGGAGCUCAGCACAGCCACCAAUACCAGAAUAAUUAAGAGGCUAAAACUGGAAAUCAACAAAAAUCUCAGAGAGCAGUAGUGAUGAAGAAGGUUACGAAAAGGGGAAGGGCAUGACCCUGGAGGGAUCUAAAAACAAGGAUGAGUAUUUUAAAAUUGUAGCUAUGCUGGACCAAGAUGCAACAGAUCAUCGAUACUGCUAUCAAGCAGUGCUUGCUCAGCAAUAACUUGCUCAUUAAUGCUCAGUUUGGGUUUCUUAGCUCUUGACUUCAUUACAGCCUUGGUCCAAACAUAGACAAAAAGUGCUGAAUAUCAGGGGCGAGUGUGAUUGUCCUUAUAAUCAAGUCAGCAUUUGACUAAGCAUGUUAUCAAGGAUCAGUGGCAAAUAUAGUUUGUGCCACACCUGCCUGGCAAUGACCAACUCUGAAAAUAAAGAAUUUAACUAUCUCCCCUUCAUAUUCAAUGGCAUUAUCAUCGCUGAAAACCCCACUAUCAACACAAAUGACUGUGGAUGCUGGAAAUAUAAAACAAAAACAGAAAUUGCGAAGAAACCCAGCAGGUCUCACAGCAUUGUGGAGAGAAAGCAGAGUUUCAAGUCCUGUGCCCCUUUUUCGGAACUUAACACUACCAGCUGCUCCCCUCUGAGCCACUCAGGGCUCAAGUCUCUCCAUCUAUCUCCCAACCGAGGGUUCCCUUUGAAAUAACUCGAUGGCCACUUUUUGAUUUUAGGGGGAUAACUUUUUAGUUUUCAGGGACUAUGUUUUAAGUCUCAUGAGCUCUGUCAUAAGGCGAUGCAAACACUUGGUAAUCACACUUUCUGUAUUUGUGUUGAUAUAUGAUUGUUGUGGACUAACAGAGAAGCAGAAUUAAAAAGGUUCAUCAAUAUUCCCAAUAAGCAUCACAAGGCUUUCAAAUAUAAAGGCAAAACACACAAUGAAAACAUUAAUUUCCCAGUAAGUAGAUACAAUAAAAGACAUUAAUUAGCAACAAAAUGGCACUAUCACACACUCUUGCACACUAAAAAGCCAUCACCUUAAACACACUUUCCACAGACUGGUGAAGUCACAGCUAAACCAUUGCACUUUUGCGUCUAACAUACUUCAAACAAUUCAUAGUAUGUAAGAUAUUUUGAGAUUUGAUAACACAUAAAUACAAAUCUUUUGAAAUGAAACUGUUCAGUGUUAAAUGAUACAAUUGACACAGUGUUCAUUACAAUAGUGUCCACUACAUUUUCCCCAUAGAUAACUCUUGAACAUCUGCAGCUUUAGUCUAGAGACUUCACUUUAAUUUGCAUGGAACUUAUUACUUCCAUUUGCCUGUUCUCCGCUGGGUGAGUAUUCCUUCCAUUGAAAAGUUUUAACCUGUUUUCUCCUCUUUGCAGCCCUCGUAUCCUUGCAGAACUUUUCCAUUAUUUGCAGACCCUUUCCUCCAUUUUCAAACCCUCUAUUCCCAAUAGUUUCAGAUUUCAAAAUAGUUAAGUGGAGGAAAUUUCUGCUUAUCCAGUGCUUGUUAUCAGACAAAUAAUGUGACAAAUCAAAUUCAGUGGAAGAUUUGAUAGACAUGAUGCUGAGACACACUGAAGAUUAGAAAUGAAACGCAACAUACAGUGAAGGCUUAGAGAUUUAGAGAGUUAUACAAAAGAGUUAGAGGUGGAGAUAACCAAUAUACUGAAGGGCCAGAGAUGAGAAGAGAAAAAUGUAAAGAAAAAUAUUAUAAUUCUUUACAGCUACAUUGAAAUACACCGAAGAAAUAGGGCAGCAUAGUGACUUAGUCUCUGUCUCCCCCCGUCUGCUUGGGUUUACUCUGGGUGCUCCAGUUUUCUCCCACAGUCCAAGAAUGUGCAGGUUAGGUGGAUUGGCCAUGCCAAAUCAUCUGUAGUUUCCAGGGAUGUGCAGGCGAGGUGGGUUCACCAUGGUAAAAUAUGAGGUUACUGGGAUAAGGUAAGGGGAUGGUUCUGAGUGGGAUGCUUUUCGGAUGGUCGCUGCAGACUCGAUGGACCGAAUAGCCUCCUUCCACACUGUAGGGAUUCAAUGAUUCUAACUGGAGACAGAGGGAGACGUAGACUGAAGGGUUGGAGAUAGAGGGAGAUGGACGAGAAGGUUGACAAAGUUAGAGACAGCUGGAGAAACAUAUUGAAGAUCUGGGGGUGAGGUAGGAAACAUAGUAAAGAAUCAAAUGGAUAGAGAAAUAUAUUGAUAUUCCUUACAAAUUACUUUGAGUUUUAGACUCUUAUAAAUGUAACAAAGUUCUCUGGGUUAGUUGGGUGCCUGAAAUAUUUCACGCCCACCUGUAAAAUGCAGGUAAAGUAAACAUAAAUGCAGGUAAUGUCAAGUAGUUUCAAAUAAUGCCACCAGUUGAAGAAAGAAAGUUUUAUUCAGGAUGAUAAUGAGUCAAUUUCUGCAGAUUCCAGAAACUCUCAUGGACAGACUUAAAACUUAGUUAUCGAUCAUUACUAAACUUCAGCUAGAGGCAGCAUUUCUUCAAUAAAAUGGUAUAAACUCCAUGCUGUAUAAUAUUUAAUGCACAACUUUGAAAUGUCUGAUUUAUUGUAAUUUAUCAUAUUCAGCAUUUACAAUUUUGUCAAUUGAAUAAUUAUGUAAGUACAGUCAAUAGUUAUUCGGUUGAAGAUUAAAGUCACCAUAAUUUGAUCCACUAUGAUUAUAAAUAUUAACUAGCUUGAUUGUUACUUAUUGAGUGCA
Molecule: messenger RNA, 8102 nt
Organism: Chiloscyllium plagiosum (whitespotted bambooshark)
Lineage: Eukaryota; Metazoa; Chordata; Chondrichthyes; Orectolobiformes; Hemiscylliidae
Product: bestrophin-4-like
Molecular function (GO): chloride channel activity
Source: RefSeq, a predicted model, not a curated record